Messenger RNA from Bolinopsis microptera, 3266 nucleotides. RefSeq lists its product as uncharacterized. The transcript has 18 exons. Lineage: Eukaryota; Metazoa; Ctenophora; Tentaculata; Lobata; Bolinopsidae. The record is from RefSeq and is a predicted model, not a curated record. Bases 168 to 2534 code for a protein of 788 amino acids. Gene Ontology annotation, molecular function: zinc ion binding.
GUCCGAUUUCCGAAUAGUCUGGUGUCCAAAAGAACUCCAAUUGUUCAAGGAGUUAAAUUUAUUCGGUGUGGGAAAACAGCUUGAGGUGGCUACUCGAUGAGGGCUUUCGAGAAGUGAAAGAUGGUGCACUACAGUAUCAGAUAAAGAAACAUGACCAGAAGGAAAGAAUGUUCACAUACAUUAAGCAGAAAAUAGAAACGUUCACUGAAACCGCUUUUUAUGUCAAAGGAAGUGGGGCCAGAACCUCCAAACCAAAAACUUAUACAAAAUGUAUAAAAAGGUCGGGAGUUACAGCUGCCACAUGGGAGCACAAAGGUCGGUAUUUUCGGAUCAGAGAACGAAAAAGGUUCAAUUGCCGGGCUGAUGAAAGAAUAACAAGACAGCCCCGUGUUAAAGUGUGUCGGGGGUCGGAUUUACCCAACAAGACCAUAAAGACUGGUUGUCAAGCCUACAUCCAAUGCUAUGUGUUCGAUGUUCUUGAUGUGAAGUACAACUCUUACACCCAAUCGGAGUUGAAAGAUGUGGGACUUGACUGUUUGGCUCUAAAUGCCGAUGAAAUGUUUGGAAUCUUUUUCAGCUUCCACCACGAAACCCACGAAAAUUGUGGCCAUCUUCAGAGACCGACAUUCAAUCCGAAAGUUGUGGACAUACUAAAAACGAAUGUCGACAAAUGUUGCAACUUUUGGCGGUUGAGGACAAUAUUUGUGAACGAGAUCACAACAUACUUGGAGUCUAUGCGAUACCCUGUGAACAUGGACAACCGUCUGUGGUUCCCAACAGUAACCGACAUAAGAAAUAUCGUAACGGUAAAAGGUCUAGAAAAAGAUAGACUCGAGGCCAUUAUCGAAGAACUACGUCAUGAAGGAAACUCGGUCCACUACGUCGAUGAGCCGGACAAGGAAAAUCCUCGGAACUCGAAGAUGCUUUUGGUCUACCAGAACCAGACGCAAAAGGAUAUACUUAAACAGUUUGGUACCGUCUUGUUUAUGGACAGCACGCACAAGACAAAUCAUUACAACUUGCCACUGUUUUUGCUCGCCUGUAGAACACCCCAAGGAUACCAGGUUGUCGCUUUUUUCAUAACGUGUUCUGAACACCCGAACGGUGAGGAGAUCAUAGCAGAAGCCCUGUCGGUCAUAAAGGGGUGGAAUCCGGGAAUGUCCCCUACAUACUGUAUGACCGACCAAGACAUUGCGGAGAUCAACGCCAUGAGGGCAAUCUUUCAAGGAAUUCGUCCCUUUUGGUGCGACUUCCAUGUUAAACAGGCUUGGGACAAAAGAAUUAAGUGCAUCUUCAAGCUAAAAGACCUCGAAAAGAACGUUCCCCUGCACAGAGAAUACGACAAUGACAGAGCGAAAGUUGAAGCGUUCGAAUGCAUGCUGUAUUUAAUGUACGCAGAGACCCCCAACAUCCACCUUCCCGACACUCGAAUCGACCAAUAUUUCGAGGAAAGAUUAUGGAAGGUGAUGACCAGUGACCUCUGUCUACGUAAUCCCACAUUUAGUAGCUAUGUCCUCUAUUACGCAGAUCGCAGAGAAUAUUGGGCUAUGCCGUACAGAAAUCUGGAAGCUCUUGCUGGGGUCAGAACAAACAAUGGAAUAGAGUCGCUUAACAAUGUUUUGAAACACAGAGUGUUUAAUGGCGUAUCCGCCCAUCGUUCCCUUCCUCAGCUGCUAGCCUCUCUGGUUUUUGACUUUAUCCCAAACAGGCUGCAGACGUAUAGACACAAGAUGAUAUCAGACUCCGUGAGUUAUAAGAGGAUCGUUUCACAGAACCAUGUGUUACCAUCAUUCUUUAAUGGUAUCCCGUCUAAGAAUCUCAUCUUGGUGAAGGAAAGUUAUUUUCGAUCCUUCGAAAAAACUAAAGACGACAUCAGGAAACUGGGUGACCAAUAUGUUGUCAGGACAAAGGAUUCUGAAGGAAAUCCCUUCGCGUACAAGGUAUCUCUAUCGGAAGAAGUCAGGUGUGACUGCAUUAAAUUCCGUGGCACACCGACGUUACCGUGCAAACAUGUGCUAGCGAUUUUGAGAAUAUAUGAAAUUGACUGGACGCAACUCCCGACCACAUUCAGACUAAGUCCUCAUCUCAGCGUCGACAGCACUCUAGGUAGAAACGUUUCUACUGAGUUACCUCAGCAAGUUUAUUUUGGCCCCGACCGUGACCAUCAGCUGCCGGAUGAAGAUGAGGGAUCAUGCACUAAUGAACCAAUCGAAGUAAUCGAUCAAUCGUGUUCUAGUGAGGAGGUACCAGGCCCCAGUACUGCAGAUAAGGAUCUUGACUUUAACAAGUCAUUUAGCAUCUUAAGUGACCUCAAGACUCAAAUGUUCAGGAUUCCUGCAUCUAAAAGGGGAGAACUCCUCAAACUUAUGGAAGACACUGUUAGAGACCAGCUUAUACCCUCGGUUCGGAAGCUAGGAGAAAAUGCCCAAAUCCGCCGAGACGAUUUUGCAGCCACUUUACCAAAGCCAACGAAGAAAAAGCGGAAACUAUUUCCGAAAUACACUGGUCAACACAGCGAUAGUGAUUUCGAGUAAAAAUUUAUGACCAUUCUGCCUUUAUAAUUAAUAUUAUAUCCAUGAUGCACUGUUAUAUUGAGCACAAAAAAUAUCUUUAAUUUUGAAACUUUAGGAUUUGCGAUUCCGCUUUUUCCUCGUUUGAUUCGGUAAAGAGAACAGAGAAGACAGAGAAUUAACAUUUUGUUGUUUACUAUCGGAUACGUGUUUGGCGCUCAGAAUUAAAUUGACUAUAUAAUUCGGCCGGUUUUGAUGAGCGAGUUCAUGCUUCUGCCACGUGUUUUAUUUUGCAAUCCAACUGCAAUAGAGAAAUCCUCACUGAAUUAGGCACUUAUAGUUGCACUAAUAUAAUAAUAAUAUGAUGCGAUGGAUAAUUUCAUUUAGAGAAAUUUAGAGAUUUUUAGAUAUUUAGUGAUAUUAAAGUUGUCACAUAGGAGUUCACCCACACUUGCCAUGCACAGAUUAAAAGUUUUAAUAAAGCUAUCUUAUACUUAAAUAUCGAUCAUGGUCGGUAUUAUAUAGGUUUGAGGAAAAUCGUAUAAUUACAGAAUCUGAAGUAUCAAAAUAUAAUGAUUGAUUAGUGGUUUUGGUCAGUUACUGUUAAUUGCUCCCGAUAUUGUUAAUUUCAUUCAGACUCUUUGAGUUCUAUUUAACAACUGCAGUUAUUUUAUCACUUUUAUAAGGCGAUCAGCGAUAUAUUUUGUUAAUGAUUUUUUUUUGCCUUCAUUUAUUUUAUCAACUGUAGCGUUUAUA